Molecule: messenger RNA, 393 nt
Organism: Theileria equi strain WA
Lineage: Eukaryota; Apicomplexa; Aconoidasida; Piroplasmida; Theileriidae
Exons: 3
Coding region: 1-393 (130 amino acids)
Source: RefSeq, a predicted model, not a curated record
AUGGAAACAUCUACUAACAGCACCUCAACAUCUCCAAGCCUUCGAAUCAAUAAUAGUAUACCUCCACCUGAAAUAGGUGAAAAUGAUAGUUUGGAACCAGAGGAUGAGAAAAUUUUAAAAUUGCGUCUAUUAGAAAACGAUGUCAAGCUUCCUAUGAUUGUAUUCUUUCUCACCUUUAUAUUUCCGCCUCUUGGAUUUGUAAUGUUUCUUCCUAACAGAUCGCUUAACAGAGCGUCUUUGCGGUAUAAAUGGUUCAAUCGUUCACUAAUACUAGGUUCUGCGUUGUCAGUAAUCUAUGCCUACAUUUUAUGUUCCUUGCUACAUCACUAUGUAUUCUUUGCCAAGACAGACGAUAUCCUCGGAUAUUCCUACGGCACUGAAAUUAAGGCAUAA